This is a messenger RNA of Fusarium keratoplasticum, 414 nucleotides long. Its product is annotated as Cupin-2 domain-containing protein. The record is from RefSeq and is a predicted model, not a curated record. The transcript has a single exon. The coding region runs from base 1 to 414 and encodes 137 amino acids. Lineage: Eukaryota; Fungi; Ascomycota; Sordariomycetes; Hypocreales; Nectriaceae.
AUGCCUAUGACAAUCAUCCGCUCCUCCCGGCCUGAAAACGGCCAAACUCUCAAGAAGGGCCCAACCUUUACCGGCGAAGUCUGGUACGACAGCGUCCUCAACAAGCAAGAAGAAGGCAUCACCAUGGUGACGGCGACAUUCACCCCCUGCGCCCGCACACACUGGCACCACCACGAGGACGGUCAGGUCCUCGAAGUCAAGGCGGGGUCUGGCUGGGUUUGUGACAAGGGCGGUGUUCCUCAGAAGCUGUCUGUUGGGGAUAUUGUUUGGUGUCCGGCUGGCACUGUUCAUUGGCACGGGGCCGAUGAGGGGAGUAUCUUGGUUCAUCUAGCUAUUAGCCGGGGCAAGACGACGUGGUAUGAAGCUGUGACGGAUGAAGAGUACAACGCCAGGUUGAGCAACAAGGGGCAAUAA